This is a messenger RNA of Fraxinus pennsylvanica, 1371 nucleotides long. The record is from the annotation of a GenBank genome assembly. Lineage: Eukaryota; Viridiplantae; Streptophyta; Magnoliopsida; Lamiales; Oleaceae.
AUGGGCAUUCCACAUGUAUUGGCUAUACCCUACCCUGCACAAGGCCAUGUGAUACCUUUAAUGGAGGUUUCACUGUGGCUAGUAAAAAAUGGCGUCAAAGUCACAUUUGUGAACACCGAUUUCAAUCACAAUAGAGUUGUCAAGGCAUUUUCAAAUUCAGACGACAUUCAAGAACUGGUAAACAUGGUUUCAAUCCCAGAUGGGCUAGAAUGUUGGGAUGACAGAAAUGAACUUGGAAAGUUGACAAAAUCCAUUUUUAGUGUCAUGCCAGGGGAGCUGGAGGCUCUUAUUACCAAGAUAAAUCGGUCGGAAAACGACGAAAUAUCAUGCGUUGUUGCGGACGAGAGCAUGGGAUGGGCAUUUGAGGUUGCUGAGAAGAUGAAACUCAGAAGAGCAGCCUUCUGGCCAGCCACAGCAGCACUGUUGGGGUUGGGAUUCAGCAUCCCAAAGAUACUAGAUGAGGGGAUUGUAGACAGUAAUGGAAGGCCACUGAAAAACCAGAUGAUUCAGUUGUCACCAAAAAUGCCAGCCAUGAACUCUAUGCACUUUAUUUGGACUUGUAUAGGCGAUCAAGCAACGCAGAAAAUCAUUUUCGAUGUUUUUGUGAAGAACAAAAAAUCUGUCAAAUUGGCAGAUUGGAUAAUAUGCAACUCAUCGGAGGAUUUAGAGCCUGGUGCAUUUUCCUUGUUUCCAAAUAUUCUCCCAAUAGGCCCUCUACUGGCAAGCAACCGGCUUGGAAAAUCAGCAGGUUAUUUUUGGCCCGAGGACAAUGCCUGCCUCGACUGGCUCAAUCAGAAGCCAAAGAAUUCUGUCAUAUACGUUGCAUUCGGUAGUUUCACUGUAUUCGACCAGACUCAAUUCGAGGAACUGGCUCUCGGGCUAGAACUAACGAAUAGGCCUUUUCUGUGGGUUGUUCGAUCGGAUUCAACAGACAAGGCGGAUAAACCUUACCCGAAAGGAUUCCAAGACAGAGUACAUAGUCGAGGAAAAAUGGUAGGGUGGACGCCUCAGCAACGGGUUCUAUCUCAUCCUUCCAUUGCCUGUUUCAUUAGCCAUUGUGGAUGGAAUUCUACCAUUGAAGGAAUAAGCAAUGGAAUCCCAUUUUUGUGUUGGCCUUAUUUUGCUGACCAGUUCCUUAAUGAAAGCUACAUUUGUGAAGAUUGGAAGGUGGGAUUAGGAUUCAAGAAAGAUGAAAACGGAGUCAUCAGUCAGGAAGAAAUCAAGAAUAAGAUAGAACAAAUUCUUGAAGAUAAAAGAUAUAAAGAAAGAGCAUUGAAUCUUCAGAAAAAGACUAUGGACAAUGUUAGAGGAGGGUGUUCUUACAAGAAUUUCAUUAACUUUAUAGAAUGGAUUAAGGAUGAGAAAAAGUAG